AUGUCUGCAAAAAUUUAUAACAGAAGUCUCUAUCUUGGCGAUACGAUUCAGGAAAAAACUCGUACUCUACUUGGAUGGAAUAGUCAUCAUAAGGAUUACGCAAUCGUGGAUCCAAUAUUGACCAAUAAACGUCCAUUAUCGGCAUCAUCAUUAUCAUCGUUAUCAUCAUUAUCUCAUUGUCAAAAUACGCGGCCAUAUCUAAUUCCCGUUGGCCGUUCUCGGAAAAAUAGUUCGAGCUCAUUAUCUACAUGUAGCGACUAUUCUCAACCAUCGCCCAGUUAUAGUAACCAAUCUUAUGAAUCGCGAAGUCCAGAACCUUACACUGCCGAAAUUACAAAAGCAUCGAGAUUAGCUGAACGUGAAGCUAGAGUUUUUGAACGGUUGCGUCAACUUGUUCCUGUACUUCCAGCUGAUCGUAACGCUUAUCAAGUACUAAUUGACACCGUAUCGCAAGUAAUGGAUCUUGAACAUCAACUUGAGCAGCUCAACGAAAGAACUGAGGAUGUUAAAAAUAGCCUUCGAAUAGAGGAAAAUUAUUUAAAUGUUGAGCCAAAUGAUGUAAAUUAUUUUACUUUACAUUCACUUUACUUUUACUUACUUUCUCCAUCCGGAUCUCUCUAG
Messenger RNA from Dracunculus medinensis (Guinea worm), 621 nucleotides. Lineage: Eukaryota; Metazoa; Nematoda; Chromadorea; Rhabditida; Dracunculidae. The record is from the annotation of a GenBank genome assembly.